Molecule: messenger RNA, 873 nt
Organism: Penicillium oxalicum
Lineage: Eukaryota; Fungi; Ascomycota; Eurotiomycetes; Eurotiales; Aspergillaceae
Exons: 2
Coding region: 1-873 (290 amino acids)
Source: RefSeq, a predicted model, not a curated record
AUGGAAGUCCCUGCAUAUUUUGAACUGAGCUGGUCAAUCCUCAGCACUAUCGGCCUGUUCUUGACCGUGGCGGGAAUUUGGGCAACUGUCAUCACUCGGCUGUCACCGCUGCACCUCGUGCCGAUCAUCGUUUCUGUCGCCUGUACUAUCGCCAACGGUCUUUGCUACUUUGCUUUUUACACGCGCAAGCCUGUUCAGCAGCGAGUCGCCGCCAGCGUUUUCGCCGAUACUUUCUGGCUGAUUCAAGAAGCCGGUCUAUCCUUUUAUAGCUAUCAAAUCCUCAUCCACACUCUGAAAGGCCGUGCAUCCCUCAUCUUCCGUACCAUCUUCUGGUCUCUCAUGACCUGUAUUAUCGCACUUCGCAUCACAAUCGCCGUCACUCGCGCAGUUGAAUUAGCAGCCAAUCAACCCUUCCAAACCCGCAUCGACUAUCUACACCUCGGCUAUUUUACCGCCAUCGCUCUCGUCGAGACAAGCAGCGCUACCUUUCUGAUUCGCCUGCUCCACGACGCCUACGGCACAUCACCCUGGAGCUCCCCCACCCGAGGUGUUUUCCGUCAUCUACUACAGUCCACCGAAAUUCGUCUCGCCAGUCUCAGCUGUAUCGGCAUCCUGCGUGCUGUCACAUACUCAUUACAGACGACCGGGCAAUCUGCGACGACGGUUGCGGGAGAGCUUGACCGGUUUGCCUAUACUCUGGAAUGCCUAUUUCCCACUGUGAUGAUCAUUGAUAUACUCGCCUCGAAGCGCUUUCAAUUCGAUGGACACAGCGCCUUGCACUGUAGUGAUCCGCUCGAAGAGCAGCGUGAAUGGGCCGGCCACCAACCACCGCAGCCUCCGCCAUGGGCAGAAAUGUCCCCGCGUGGUUCAUAG